Molecule: messenger RNA, 3276 nt
Organism: Papaver somniferum (opium poppy)
Lineage: Eukaryota; Viridiplantae; Streptophyta; Magnoliopsida; Ranunculales; Papaveraceae
Product: ubiquitin carboxyl-terminal hydrolase 13-like
Exons: 1
Coding region: 1-3276 (1091 amino acids)
Biological process (GO): regulation of protein stability; protein deubiquitination
Cellular component (GO): cytosol; nucleus
Molecular function (GO): cysteine-type endopeptidase activity; cysteine-type deubiquitinase activity; protein binding
Source: RefSeq, a predicted model, not a curated record
AUGACUCAGAUGACUGAUCCUCUGCCGGCGUUAGAUCAAGAGGAUACUGUGAUGUUGGUUCAAGAUUCAGAAGAGGUUGUUGAUGAUCCUCAACCUAUGGAAGUCACACCAGCAGAAGAAGCCGUUAGGGCACAGGCAGUUGAGGAUCCUGCUUCUUCUUCUACGAGAUUUACCUGGAGGAUCGAGAAUUUUUCGACGCUGAACACUGAAAAACAUUACUCUGAUGUUUUCACUGUUGGUACUUAUAAUUGGCGUGUGGUGAUGUACCUCAAGGGAAAAAACGUGGAUCACUUAUCGCUGUACCUUGAAGUUGCGGACUCGGAUAAUUUGCCUUAUGGGUGGAGUAGGCAUGCAAAGUUCAGCUUAGCAGUCGUCAAUCAAAUCCAUAACAAGAUCUCAAUGAGAAAACAUCACCCAGAACACCAAUUUACAGCACGAGAAAAUCAUAUGGGUUUUCCAUCGAUCAUGACUCUUAAAUUACUCCACUACCCUACUGCAGGGUAUCUCGUAGACGAUACUUGUAUAAUUGAAGCAGAGGUUGCUGUCAAUGAUUCUGGAAAUGAAACGGGUUAUGUUGGUCUUGAGAAUCAGGGAGCAACAUGUUAUAUGAACUCUCUCCUCCAGACUCUAUAUCAUAUUCCUUAUUUCAGGAAAUCAGUGUACCAUAUGCCAACAACCGAGAAUGAUUUGGAAUCAGGAAGCAGCAUCCCUUUGGCUCUACAGACUUUGUUUUAUAAGCUUCAAUACGGUAAGAAUAGCGUCUCUACUAAGGAGCUCACUAAAUCUUUCAGAUGGAAUACACAUGAGUCUUUCAUGCAACAUGAUGUGCAGGAACUUAAUAGGGUUUUGUGUGAAAAGCUUGAAGAUAAAAUGAAGGGAACUGCUGUGGAGGGUACAAUACAGCACCUGUUCGAAGGUCACCAUAUGAACUACAUUGAAUGUGUUAAUGUGGAUUAUAAAUCUACUAGAAAGGAAUCAUUUUAUGACCUUCAACUUGAUGUAAAAGGCUGUAGGGAUGUUUACGCUUCUUUCGACAAGUAUGUGGAAGUGGAACAUCUUCAAGGUGAUAACAAGUAUCAUGCUGAUCAACACCAUGGUUUACAGGAUGCAAAGAAGGGUGUCCUUUUUAUUGACUUCCCACCUGUCCUCCAACUUCAGCUCAAACGAUACGAAUAUGAUUUUAAGCGAGACAUGAUGGUAAAAAUAAAUGAUCGUUAUGAAUUCCCCCUGCAACUUAAUCUUGACAGGGAGGAUGGAAAAUACUUAUCUCCAGAUGCUGAUAGAAGAGUUCGCAAUCUUUACACACUUCAUGGUGUUUUGGUUCACAGUGGUGGGGGACAUGGUGGGCACUACUAUGCUUUUAUAAGACCGACAUUCUCAGAGCAAUGGUUCAAAUUCAAUGAUGAGAGGGUAACAAAAGAAGAUAUCAAGAGGAUAUUAGAGGAACAAUACGGUGGGGAGGCAAAAAUUUCAAAUGCAUAUAUGCUCGUGUAUAUACGUGAAAGUGAUAGAGAUGAAAUUAUGUGUGAGGUGGAUGAGAAAGACAUUGCUGAACACCUCAGGAUGAGAUUGAAGAAAGAACAAGAAGAAAAGGAGCAUAAGGAGAAGGAAGAAGCAGAGGCUCACCUGUACACUAUAAUAAAGGUUGCUCGAAACGAGGACUUCUCUGAACAGAUUGGGAGAGAGAUUUUUUUUGACCUUGUUGAUCACAAAAAAGUUAGCAGUUUUCGUAUCCGGAAAAAAAUGCCUUUUACCCUAUUCAAGGAGGAGGUUGCGAAAGAGUUUGGUGUGCCUGUGCAAUUUCAGCGGUAUUGGCUAUGGGCAAAGCGUCUAAAUCAUACUUAUCGUCCAUACCGACCAUUAACUCUUCAAGAGGAGACACAAUCCGUUGAAAAGUUGAGAGAAAUAUCAAAUAAGGCAGCUGGCAAUGAGGCAUGGAAUAACAAAGAACUAAAGUUAUUCCUGGAAAUAGAGAUUGGGCCGGAAUUAAAUCCCAUUCCUCCUCCUUGUCAUAGAAAGAAAGAAGAUAUUCUUCUUUUUUUCAAGCUAUAUGAUGCUGAAAAGGAAGAGAUUCGGUAUGUUGGGAGACUUUUGGUUAAGGGUAGUGGUAAGCCUUUGGAAAUUCUUAAAAAGCUAAAUGAGAUGGCUGGGUUCUCUCUAGACGAAGAAAUAGAACUUUAUGAUGAAAUAAAGUUUGAGCCCACUGUUAUGUGUGACCGCGUAGACAAGAAGCUCACCUUCUGCGAUAGCAAGCUUGAAGAUGGGGACAUUAUCUGCUUCCAAAAACCCGCUUCAGCUGAUAGUAUGACACCAUACCUCUAUCCUGAUGUUCCUUCUUUUCUAGAAUAUGUUCAUAACCGCCAGGUUGUGCAUUUCCGAUCUUUGGAGAAGCCAAAGGAAGAUGAUUUUUGUUUAGAGCUGUCAAAGGUAUCAACAUAUGAUGAUGUCACGGAAAGAGUAGCGCGCCAUCUUGGUAUGGAUGAUCCAACCAAGAUCAGAUUUACCCCUCAUGACUGUUACUAUCAGAAACCUAAAAUCCAAGCUAUUAAGUACCAAGGUAUGGGCCACUUGUCUGAAAUGUUGAUCCACUACCAACGGAAAUCUGACAUCUUGUAUUACGAAGUCUUGGACAUUCCUUUACCCGAGUUGCAAGAUUUGAAAACUCUAAAGAUUGCAUUCCAUUAUUCAACAAGAAAUGACACGGUCGUUCAUAGUAUUAGACUUCCAAAACAAAGUACAGUUGGAGAUCUGAUCAAUGAUCUGAAGACAAAGGUUGCGCUGUCUCAUCCUGAUGCGGAGCUUAGAUUGCUGGAAGUCUUCUCCCACAAGAUUUUCAAGAUUUUUACGCUUAGUGACAAGAUUGUGAACAUUAAUAAUCAAUGCUCGACUCUAAGGGCAGAGGAGAUUCCAGAAGAGGAGAAGAACUUGGGUCCUCAGGAUCGCUUGAUUCAUGUUUAUCACUUUGCAAAAGAUGGAUAUUUGGCACGGAAUUUUGGGGAACCAUUUUUCUUGGCUAUCCAUGAAGGAGAGACUUUAGAUGUGGUCAAAUUGCGAAUACAGAAGAAAUUACAGGUUCCUGACGAGGAAUUUGCUAAGUGGAAGGUAGCAUUUUUUUCAUCGCUGCAUCGACCUGAGUACCUUCAGGACUCAGAUAUAGUGUUCAGCUGCUUUCAGAGAAGUGUUUAUGGAGCUUGGGGGCAGUACCUUGGGUUGGAGCAUUCUGGUAGUUCCCCAAAAAGAGCAUAUGCAGCCAGUAACAAUCUACAAAUAGGGUAA